Molecule: messenger RNA, 1352 nt
Organism: Erinaceus europaeus (western European hedgehog)
Lineage: Eukaryota; Metazoa; Chordata; Mammalia; Eulipotyphla; Erinaceidae
Gene: DOHH
Product: deoxyhypusine hydroxylase
Exons: 5
Coding region: 202-1125 (307 amino acids)
Biological process (GO): peptidyl-hypusine biosynthetic process
Molecular function (GO): deoxyhypusine monooxygenase activity
Source: RefSeq, a predicted model, not a curated record
CCCAACUCUCGCGUUGGUACCGCCCGCUGCGUCACGUGGCCGGCAAGAUGGCGGCGCCCAGGCCGCGUUGCCGCAGACGCGGCGGGUGAAGUCGGCGGGCGGCGGUGGCGGCAGCCGGCUGGGCGAGAUCGGCCGUCGGGGAGGACGGUCCCGGAACCCGAGACUAGAGGGAGGGGGGCCGGGCAGGCAGCCAGCGACACCAUGGUGACUGAGCAGGAACUGGAGGCCAUCGGGCGGACGCUGCUGGACCCUGUGCAGCCCCUGCAGGCGAGAUUCCGGGCGCUGUUCACCCUGCGGGGCCUGGGGGGCCCGGCCGCCGUCGCCUGGAUCAGCCGUGGCUUCGGGGACGACUCAGCGCUGCUCAAGCACGAGCUGGCCUACUGCCUGGGCCAGAUGCAGGACGCGCGCGCCAUCCCCACGCUGGUGGCCGUGCUGCGUGACCCCUGCCAGGAGCCCAUGGUGCGCCACGAGGCCGGGGAGGCACUGGGGGCCAUCGGGAGCCCUGAAGUCUUGGACCUUCUGAAGCAGUACUCCAGUGACCCUGUGGUUGAGGUGGCAGAGACAUGUCAGUUGGCCGUGCGGAGGCUUGAGUGGCUGCAGGAGCAGGGGCAGGGCAGGCAGCCAGCCCUGGAGGGCCCCUACCUGUCAGUGGACCCGGCACCCCCGGCUGAGGAGCGGGACGUGGGGCGUCUGCGGGAGGCGCUGCUGGACGAGGCACGGCCGCUGUUCGAGCGCUACCGGGCCAUGUUUGCCCUGCGGGACACCGGGGGCGAGGAAGCCGCCCUGGCGCUGGCUGAGGGUCUCAGCUGCGGCAGCGCCCUGUUCCGCCACGAGGUGGGCUACGUGCUGGGGCAGAUGCAGCACGAGGCUGCGGUACCCCAGUUGGCUGCGGUGCUGGCCCGGCCGGCUGAGAGCGCCAUGGUGCGGCACGAGUGCGCAGAGGCCCUGGGCUCCAUCGCCCGGCCCGCCUGCCUGGAGGCGCUGCGGGCACACGCCCGAGACCCCGAGCGUGUGGUGCGUGAGAGCUGCCAGGUGGCCCUGGACCUGUACGAGCACGAGAACGCCGGUGCCUUCCAGUACGCGGACGGGCUGGAGCGGCUGCAGGCGCCCCCGGGGGGACCAUGAACCCUGCUCUGGGACCCGCCUUCUGCCUCCUCUGGCCGCUUGCUUCUGCCAUCCUUUCACGCAGGAUGGCGGGAGGGGCACUCGAGUUGCGAUGGGCGCUGGGCUGCCGUGGUCCCACUUCUGGAGAGAGAUUGCAGGCAGUUCCCACCGCUGUCUGCCUCGUCUCGGGUGGGCUGGGGAGGAAAGGGGGCUCCUGGGGGUGUGGGAUAUUAAAUUAUUUUUGCUCA